Messenger RNA from Pelmatolapia mariae (spotted tilapia), 8012 nucleotides. RefSeq names its product zinc finger protein 646. Gene Ontology annotation, molecular function: RNA polymerase II cis-regulatory region sequence-specific DNA binding; DNA-binding transcription activator activity, RNA polymerase II-specific. The record is from RefSeq and is a predicted model, not a curated record. Gene Ontology annotation, cellular component: nucleus. Gene Ontology annotation, biological process: regulation of transcription by RNA polymerase II. Lineage: Eukaryota; Metazoa; Chordata; Actinopteri; Cichliformes; Cichlidae. The transcript is spliced from 5 exons. The coding region runs from base 378 to 5351 and encodes 1657 amino acids.
UACGCUGCUGAAGCGGCGGCAGGGGGACCGAGCCAACAACCAAAAGUCGGUGAUGAGCAGGGGAGGAAAAAUAAUCAUGCCUAAUCCGUGAAAGUGGCUCAUUUUGCAUCUCCGCGCCGUGCAUCGUUCACCCUGCGGGCGCAGAGGCCAUUUGAGGGUGAUACCUCAUUGGCUGGUGUGACCCCCGCAGGCCCGCCACCUCCCGGGGUGGGUCCUGAUUGACCUGCGCUGACGGCUCCCAGGGAGAAAAUGGCCUCCACUGCUGCCCUCAGCUAAAGAGCUAAGCCCUACCGUUUCCUCCCCCACCUCCUCAACAUCACUGUUCAUUGCUCUGUUGUGAACCGUGAUUCCCUCCAACCGAUUUGCUUUAGAGUACUAUGGCAAUGCAUGAUAUGAGUCGUGCCAAGGGUUUCCCCUGUAAAGAAUGUGAUAUGGUUUGCCCGAGUACUCCAAGUCUUCUAGAACAUAUGAAAGCACAUUAUCAGCAAGAAGAGACCGGUCGUUUUGAGUGUGAACAGUGUGGACGAAUUUAUAAACACGCAGCUAGUCUAGCCAAUCAUAAAAAAUCUCACGAAGUUGGAUCAUUCCAGUGUCCCGUUUGUACACGUACGCUGCCCAACGCAGUAGCUUUGAAAAAUCACUUACGGAUCCAUACUUUAUCCCCUAGUAGUGCACACACAGAGGAAGAAAGCGAGGAAGUGCCCGAAGAAGCCGGCCACGACGAGAGGGACUACGGUCUCACCCAGGACCUCUCGGACGGGUUUGGGCGCUCCCAUUUGAACAAUAGUGGUAUGGGACAUAGUGUCCUGCAAAGCCACGAGACAGACGAACACGGAAAAAAAGGCUCCCCUGAAUCCGACGACGCUUGGGACAGACCUUUCAAGUGUGAUCAGUGUGACAGAACUUACCGGCACCACGGUAGCCUGGUGAACCACAAGAAGUGUCACCAACAAGGAACGUUUAAGUGCUCUGUGUGUUUCAAACAAUUUGGCAACCUGGCUGCCUUAAACAGCCACGAGAGAACUCACUCGAAGUUCAAGACCCCUGGGGCCUCAAUGGUGAGCAGCAGCAGUAGCAGCAGCAGCCUCCACGACUCGGAGCGCAGCACUGGCACUCAGUCAUCUCAAAGUGAAGACACCACCGCCUGUUUCUGCCACCUCUGCCAGGUAGCGCUGCCAAAUAAGGCAGAUUUCCAAGAACACAUCCUGCUGCACAACACUGCUUCACCCACCCUCAGCCUGCCACGGAGUUUUCCAGGCAUCAUGCCUCAUAAUCUGAGUGCUGUUCGAUCCCCGGCAUACACGCCGGCGCUGGGGGACCCUCUGCCUCUGCCUCUGCCACCAGUGCCAACUGAGAAGAGGGGCCCCUAUGACCCCAUUAUGGGCCCUCCAGUCAACAACCCCAUCUAUACAUGUGCAUACUGUGGCGCAGGACACCCAGAUCUGGAGACACUGAAAGUCCAUUAUCUAACUCAUGAUCCCCACCCUCCCUCCCAUAGUCAGGACAGCUCCAUCCUCAACUCGGAGACUCUAAGUUCUGGAUCCCAGAGCUCGGUGGCCUCCCCGUCAGGAGGUCGUGUGCCCCAGGCUAAUUCUCCAGAUGAUGAAGAGCGGCGCUUUAAGUGUGGGGAGUGUGGCAAAAGUUACCGGCAUGCAGGGAGCCUGGUCAACCACAAACGCUGCCACCAAACGGGCCACUACCAGUGCACCAUCUGCUGUAAGCAGUACCCUCACCUGGCAGCACUACAUAGCCACCUACGAAGCCACAAGGGUCGUCCUUCCAAUCAGCCUAUUAACAAUGACAGCAACGACUGGCUAUCCCCAGAGCCCCUGACUCUGGACUCGCAGCAGAGCUACGUCCAGGAAGGUAGUGGUGCCACCACUCCAAUCUCCCUGCCAGGAAAUCUCGGCGAAGCUGCCCACUUUGUACCAGACGGAGGCCACAGCAGUGGGCUAGACUCUCUUGAGUUCCAUGAUCGCUUUGAUGGCAGCUCACUCUCUCAGAGCAGCUCUGCUCACCGGCAAGCCGACAGACACGUAUGUGCCGACUGCGGUGAGAUGUAUGGCGAUGUGUCUGGCAUCAAGUCGCACAUGUGUCCCCGCCGUGGCCAGCAGCAGCAGCAGGCCAAUAUGUCCAAUGGUUUUAUGGGGAAUAUGAACUACCAUAGCUCCAGUGGAACCUCGCUGCCUGCUGGAAGCUCCAGCAGCCUGAAAGAAGGCGGCAGUCAACGACAGUAUCCUCAAAGUGGGGGCAAGAGAAUGGGAAGCAAUGACAAAGAUGACGAUGAUGAUGGAGAGGUGUAUCAGUGCUCAGUUUGUGGCAACCACUAUGCUAGUUUGAGAGCUCUCAGAAGUCACCUGCGUAGUCAUGCCAACAACCCCACAGGGCCAGGACCCUCCAACCUGCAGCAGGACUGGAGGAUGAUCUGCUGUACCUGUGGCCAGACUUUUGCCAGAAAGCAGGAUCUCCUGAAUCAUCAGUUAAUCCAUGGGCCCCAAAGGCCAGAUGGUCAGCAACAGGGUAUUGCAGGGAGUUCAGCCAAUGGCAACGAAAAGAUGGAUGGCCGGAGCCACAUUUGUGUUGACUGUGGCAUGUUUUUCGCCGAUCGCCACCACCUGAUCACCCACCUGUGCCCUGGGAAGAAUCGAGGUAACUCGAUGAACAAACCCGGCCUAAAUGGAGCCAAAGGGAUGUCUGGAGGAGACGGCGUUGGCGGUGGUGUCGCUGGAAGAAGUUGUGACGUUGGCGCAGAUGGACGUAGGCCAAUGGUUGAUCAGAGUGACAAGCCCCACAAGUGUGACCAAUGUGGGCGAGGAUACAGACACCCAUGCUCUCUCCUUAACCACAAGAAGUCCCACAAGACCGGUGUUUUCCGUUGCCUUGUGUGCCAAAAACGUUACUACAACCUGCUGGCUCUCAAGAAUCACCAAAGGACCCACUUUGACUUAAAGAGGCACAAGUGUGAAGAAUGUGGCAAAGCCUUCAAGAUCCAAAAGCAAUUGAUCAACCAUCUCCGUCUCCAUGAAGAACACCGAGCCAAAGGUCUUGUUCGGACCGGCCCAAACGGUUCCCGCUUCCAGCAGCCUGACCCAUCUCAAAUGCAGACUAUGAGAGGGGAGCCAUCGAAGGGCCAGGUGAUGGGGGUCAAAUACAGCCACCAAGGGUUCAAAAAGCCCUACUCGUCAGCCGGUACUUCCAGGCCCCAGAAGUUUGAUCCUGCCGAAAGUGCACGGCGGCCGUUUGCCUGUGAAGAAUGUGGAAAGACUUACCGCCAUGCGGGCAGCCUGGCCAAUCACAAGAACCUUCACAAAAUUGGAGAGUACCACUGCAAUGUUUGCAACUCUACAUAUCCGAACAGACUGGCAAUGAAAAACCACCUUCGUCUCCAUUUUGCCCAAAAGAAGCACAACUGCCAAGAGUGUGGCAAGGGCUUCCGCACCCAAAGGCAGCUCGCUACCCACACUACAGCCGGCCUGUGCAAAGGCCCACAAGGCCCUGGCGCUCAGAUGGAUUUCGAGUGCGACGGCUGCUGCGAAGGCUUUGCCACAGCUGACGAGCUCGCGGCUCAUGACUGUCCAGCCCAGCACCUGCCUUCAUCGUCCUCCACCAACACCUCGACAACCAUUAGUACCGAGAAGAACUCGGUAGACAUGGACUCUGACGAGAGGCCCUAUGCCUGCGACCUAUGCAGCUGCGCCUACAAACACGCCAGCUCCCUGUUGAACCACAAGCACACCCACAAGACCGGAAACUUCAGGUGUAACUUCUGCGACAAGCCCUAUACCAACUACAUGGCUCUACGCAACCACAUGCGCAUCCACACGCAGCGGAAGAAGCACAUCUGCCACACAUGUGGGAAAGCCUUCCGACUGGCCCGGUUCCUCCGCAACCACCAGAAAGUCCACGAGGAAGGCGCCACCCCGUUUGGCUGCCCCACCUGUGGGAAGAGUUUCCAGGGGAGGUCCGGUCUGGCCAGGCACCGCUGCGGGGACAACCAGGUAGGCAUGGAAGUCAGGAGGAAGGCCACUGCACCCACGGGAGAGGGCGAAGAGUGUCGGUACACAUGUGAUCAGUGCGGCCGUUCCUACCGCCAUGCCAGCUCCCUCCUCAACCACAAGAACACCCAUACUGUCGGCAUCUACCACUGCGCCGUGUGCCUCAAGACCUACUCCAACCUGCUUGCCCUGAAGAACCAUCGCCGUAUCCACUCUGAGACGCGGCGCCACCGAUGCCACGACUGCGGAAAGGCCUUUCGAGUUUCCUCCCAGCUCUACAACCACCGGCGCGUCCACCAGAAGCAGCGGGAGCUGACCUGCCGGUCCUGCCAGCGAGCCUUUCCCACGCAGGCUAGCUUCAGGCUCCACAUGGAGAUCACUCAUGGCCAGACACCGCAGCCCCGCCAGCCCAGAACCCAGCAGCCCCGCCCAGGGGGCUCCCAGGACCUGGGCUGGGGGUCAGGCCUGGACCUCACCCUGAUGCAAGAGCAAGGACUCAAUCCCAGCAACGUGGCCAAAGUCCGCGGCCAAGGGAGCAACAGCGAGGUCGUCAAGUCCCAUGUCUGUGACCAGUGCGGUCGCUCGUACCGCCACGCCAGCUCCCUGCUCAACCACAAGAACAGCCACAAGACCGGGACCUACUUCUGCAGCUCGUGCCAGAAGGAGUUCCCCAACCUGAUGUCCCUGAAGAACCACCGGCGCAUCCACACUGAGCCCAAACGCUACCAGUGUCCUGACUGCGGGAAGUCCUUCAGGGUGUCCACUCAGCUCAUCUGUCACCGCCGCAUCCACACCAAGGAGAAGCCGUUCUCCUGCCAGCAGUGCGACAAGCGCUUCUCCUCCAAGUCCAACCUGAGGCACCACAUGAAGGUGCACUGGAGCGGCUCAUCGGCGCCUCCACCCAUGUCUGUGGGAGCGCCCAACUUCCUGGAUCUGAGACCGGUGGUUUCGAGCAGCAGCUCCAGGAGCUUCGUCUGCGGCCAGUGCGGUCGCUCAUACCGCCACGCCAGCUCCCUGCUCAACCACAAGAACAGCCACAAGACCGGGACCUACUUCUGCAGCUCGUGCCAGAAGGAGUUCCCCAACCUGAUGUCCCUGAAGAACCACCGGCGCAUCCACACUGAGCCCAAACGCUACCAGUGCCCUGACUGCGGGAAGUCCUUCAGGGUUUCCACGGCACUCAUCUGCCACCGCCGCAUCCACACCAAGGAGAAGCCGUUCUCCUGCCAGCAGUGUGACAAGCGCUUCUCCUCCAAGUCCAACCUGAGGCACCACAUGAAGGUGCACUGGAAGAGCCCGCUGCUGUCCAGAAGCCGGUCUUCGGCCUUCCUUGCCGUCUCCUCCAGACCUUUCUGACCAUCCGGCCUCGCGGUUCUCCUCCGAGCUCGUCCAGUCUGACAGACCCGGACCGCAUCGUCUCCUCCAACAUGUUACGACCCUGCUCAAAAGCCGCAACAUAAAAAAGGCGACAAAUACCACACCGGACUAGGUGUGGCCAAUUAGCACCAUCUGAACACAUUGAGGAGAUUAGGGGCGUAACAAACAAUAUGACCGUAUAAUUCAACCUCAAUUUAAUCCUUCCGGCUGAAAUCUGACCUAAGAUCCACAUUCAGGAAAGUUUCCCCAAAUCCAAAGUGCUUCAUUUGUGAUGUCACAGUUCAGAGGGCGAAUCAGCAGAGAUCCUCACGUACCUGUUAGCUGCCUCGGCUGUUAUCCUUACAUUAAACUAAUGGAGAGCUUGGUGCUCAUUGAUUGGCUGGACUAACCGUGUCAGACUUUCGGUUUACAUCUGGUUUUGAUUUUUUCAGUUCCUGUCUGGUGAGAUUAGGGCACCAAAACUGCCUGAUGAGGCUGAGGUUCAGCUUAGAUUAGCUAGACACAGAUGUCCUGUGGUGGAUGGAUGACGUGGCACGGCCAAGCCGUAAAUAUGGUGGUGACGAUGACUCAUAAUGAUCUUUUAACAACCUGAUGACAUUUGAAGUGGCUGAGUUUAAGCAGCGGCCUGUAGUUUGUGUAGUUAUCAGCCAAUCUGAUGAUCUUUAUAUUAGCCAGUGUAUAAAUGAUGGAUGUCGUCCGUUGGUUUCUGAAUAUUUGAAACCUCGGUGUUGGCGCCGUGUUGGGUUUGAAGUGGCCAUAUUUGAAUAACAGCUGGGUUGUUAUCACAGACUGUUUGGGGAGCGUCGCACUGACUGAGUUACCUGCUAACCAGUGCUCAGUAACAUCCAAUGAACAAUCUCAGAUUUCACUGUGCACCUAAACUCUUGCCCCGCCUCCUCAGACCGUCUCUUAGCAGCAGACGUAUUAUUGGUCUGAAGCCUCACAGACAGCUAGCAGCCACAGUGUCACCAUCCAUCUGUCAGUCAAAGAGGCCACGCCCCCAUACAUAGCAGGCCACAUAAAACUGGAGCCAUGCAGCUGUUUUAUUGUCUCUAGUGGAUGUUAGAGAAACUGCAGGUCGCCUGCUUUGCCCAGGAAGUGUAAAACUAAAUGUUUAGCAUUUCCAGUGUUUCUUUGAUAGAAUAUUUCAUCAUGUUCACCAACUGCAGCAGAUUUAUGCAAGUCAGAGGAAACUGAAACCCUCACAGCUGGUGUUCAGCUUUGCUGUGUGACGAUGACCUCUCCGGACUUUUGCUCCUGGUGGGAACUCGAGUUCCUCCCCAGCGAUACUAACGGUGCUCAGGUCUUUGACCCCGCCUCAGACGGACCUCUCUGAUGGAUGGCAUGUUCUGGCUCCUCGGCAGCAGACACCAGGUGGAUUGUGGGUCUUUUUAAAAAAUGUUCUCAGUGUUUCUGAUUAUUGCUGAGGAUGAAAACUCAUCAUCUUCCUCAGCUGUGGCUGUACCCCCGAGGGGAGACUGAAAUCUGACGUGUGGUUUGUGAACUUUCUUUAGGCCUCUGUUCACCUUCCUCCUCACCUGGUCCCCAAAAUAAAAUCCAGUUAAAUAUGGAGGCCCAGUGCUGUCACUUCAAAGGAGAAAAUCGAUCUUGUAAUAAUAAUAAUUUGUUUCUUAUAAUGAUGUGAAGUUUUCUAUUUUUUUCUUUGUAAUUAUAACAUCAAGUAACUGUUAAGGUUUAGAUGUUUGUAGAUGAGCUCUGGUGUGUAAAUUAAAGCUCUGAUAGGUACUUAGGUGAUUACUAUUAGAGAAAUAAAUGACGUCAUACUGUGCGAUAAUCUGGAGAGUAAUUUGUGAGAUUAUAUCGGUUCAUUUAUCUCCUCAUUGUCUGGAUUUUGAGGUUUUUUCUGUGAUAAAUCUGAGAGAAACUGAUGAAAUGCAGAAAUGUUUCCCUGCACGCCGUCCAUCAGAGGCUGGACGCUACUGUGGGUUUCCUCUGUGGACGAAGCUGGUGUCAGGAGCCACGCAGUUUUGUCUCUGAGGAAAAUCAGUGACAAAACAGACAAGCAGAGACAUCAGUUCACCCUCGACUUCAUCACUCAGACUAACUGGAGUUUGGACCACAAGCCUGUGACUGUGAGACUAAGAUGGAGAACACUGACGGUACUGAUGUGAUGCGUUUGUAGCUGAUUCUUUAGGGACUUCCUGCUCAUCUCUGUGUUUAUUUCCUCCCGUUAGCGCUGUAUUAUUCACGGUUUUUACAGUUUUACAUUCACAGUUGACCCUCUGCGUCUUUACAGCUGUCUGGUAACUCGUUCAUGUCUAAUUAAAGCAUAGUGGACCCAAAACUGAACCUUGUGGAACUCCCGUUUUCUAAUGUUCGAGAGACGUGAAAUAACAUGCUGCUGUAACCUCAGAGAGCCGUGAGAAUGCACGAGAUCAGGUUGGUUCAACCCAAGUAUUAGUGUGAUUAAUUACUUGUUUAGAUUUAGACUUUUCUGUUUGUUGCCACUUCCUCCACUCGUUUGGUAAAGCGGAUUGGUCAGUGUCUGGAAGCCUGCCGAGGGGCUGUACCCCUGUCAUAUGUAUAUGUUUUGGGCAUGCCCUGUUGUCCCAGAUGUCAGGGGUGGAUCUAGAGACAUUUCUUAGGGUGGCAAAAUCAAAGCCGAUAUUUUACACACUU